CAGCCGCGGCGCUCCGGGAGGGCAGGGCCAGGCAAGGGCGGGACUGGCCUGAGGCAGGCGGACAGGAGAGCCGAGAAGCUAACGGGUCCGGGCGCGGGAGGCGGCGGCGGCGGUGGUGGCGGCGGCGGCAGCUUUCUGCACGGGUGGAGGCGGCGGCAGGAGCGGCAAGCAUGGCCCGCGCGGCGCCCAGCGCAGACUGAGUGCUGUUUCCUGCCUUUGAUUGGAUGGGGCCCAAGAGUCAGACAUGUUUCCAGAGCCUGGCACCCUCUACAAGCUACGUGUUCAUACAGAAUCACAAGAAAUCCAGAGAAUGAAAAUUUGAAAUCCAGGGAGAGCUCUUCCUGUCCCACCACAAGGCUGCAUUGGUUAAUUUAGGAGAACAAUUGCCCUGUGGCCCUAACUGCUGGCUCCCCUUCCUUGGCUGCAUGUCCUUGCUGAGAAUUGUGGCGUGGCGAGGCCUGUGACCAUCUGAUUCCUGACCUUUGGGCUCAUGGGCUGGAGAGUAUCCAGGGUCAUGCUGUGGCAGCCUGGCGCCUGACAGGUGUGGAAAAGCCUGCCAGGGGAUCACUGCUGGGAGGAGCCAAGGACAGGACAGCCUCACCCCAGAAGCAGGGGUGGGCAGAAGCUGCCCUGCCAGGGCCAACGGUCCCAGGAAGGAGUCUGGAGUCCUAAUGAGGAGCCCCGCACCAGCUCUGCCCACCCACAUGGCGUAGUGUCUGGCAUCUUGCUAAGCAGCAGCUGUCCCCAGCUCCAGAGGACCCCACAGGAUGCACGGACGGACGAGUAGGCGUUUGUGAUCGACUGUGCCCCUGCAGCAGGAGGCUCGAUCUCCAGGAGAAAGGACCAGCACCUCUGAUGAGAAGCAGCAGUCCAGACGCUAUGGAGAAAGUCUUGGUUUCUGCAACCCUGACGCCAGCGGAGAUCACUGAGAUUAUUGGGUUUUUUUCUGGCCUUCAGUCAUUCUCUUUUCCCCUGGCCAAGGAGUUGGGCCAGGACGGCCUGCAAGUGUGAUGAGGACUCGUGCAUGGGAUGCAGGCCUCCUAAAGCCCGUGUGUUCUCUGCUGUAAUCAGGGUUCCAGGGAUUCCCCACUGCAGGGGAGGAGGGGCUGCCUUAGUGUCUGCUCAUGAGCCACAAGGACCCAGACUGCUCCAGACUGGACCUUUUCAAGCCACCAAAGAGGGGGGUCCCCGGAGCUGGCAGCCAGCACUCACAAGGGACUAGAGGGCUGGGAUGGACUGACCUCUGCCUUGACGGGGCGGCAGAAGGCGCAGAACCUUUGUGGCCCAGCUAGUGACUGAGAGACCCGAUGAAGUUCUGAGCAGAGGCUCUAGUGGCUCAGGGACCGGGGGGAGGGAGGGAGGCCAUUCCUGCUUUCUCCUUUUGUCGAGGGAAGGUGUGGCAAGAGUCCCCUGCCACACCUCGUGCCCCUAUGCCCUUUCCACGUGCUGCCCAAACCAGCAGACUGCACCGUGGCUGGCCCCACAGUGGGCUGGGAAAGGAUUGGCCACGGUGACAGCCGCCCCGUGGCCAGCACAAUGAAGUGCUCCCUUCGAGUGUGGUUCCUCUCUAUGGCCUUCCUGCUGGUGUUCAUUAUGUCUCUGCUCUUCACGUACUCACACCACAGCAUGGCUACCUUGCCCUACCUGGACUCGGGGACUCUGGGCGGAACACACCGAGUGAAGCUGGUACCGGGCUAUACUGGGCAACAGCGCCUUGUCAAGGAGGGGCUUUCGGGGAAAAGUUGUACCUGCAGUCGCUGCAUGGGUGAUGCCGGCACCUCUGAGUGGUUUGACAGCCACUUUGACAGUAACAUCUCACCUGUCUGGACGAGAGAUAACAUGAACCUCACCCCGGAUGUCCAGCGGUGGUGGAUGAUGCUGCAACCCCAAUUCAAGUCACACAACACCAAUGAAGUGUUGGAGAAGCUCUUCCAGAUCGUGCCCGGUGAGAACCCCUACCGCUUCCGGGACCCCCAGCAGUGCCGGCGCUGUGCUGUGGUCGGGAACUCAGGCAACCUUCGGGGCUCUGGCUAUGGGCAAGAAGUGGACAGCCACAACUUUAUCAUGAGGAUGAAUCAGGCACCGACUGUAGGCUUUGAGAAGGAUGUUGGCAGCCGAACAACUCACCAUUUCAUGUACCCGGAGAGUGCCAAGAACCUGCCUGCCAACGUGAGCUUUGUGCUGGUGCCCUUCAAGGCCCUGGACCUGAUGUGGAUUGCCAGCGCCCUCUCCACAGGACAGAUCCGAUUCACCUAUGCUCCAGUGAAGUCCUUCCUUCGAGUGGACAAAGAGAAGGUCCAGAUUUACAACCCAGCCUUCUUCAAGUACAUCCAUGACAGGUGGACCGAGCACCAUGGCCGCUACCCCUCCACAGGAAUGCUGGUGCUCUUCUUUGCACUACACGUGUGUGAUGAGGUGAACGUGUAUGGGUUCGGGGCCGACAGCCGUGGCAACUGGCACCACUACUGGGAGAACAACCGGUACGCGGGCGAGUUCCGGAAGACAGGCGUGCAUGAUGCCGACUUCGAAGCCCACAUCAUUGACAUGCUGGCCAAGGCCAGCAAGAUUGAAGUCUACCGAGGGAACUGAGCAGCCUCAGGCGCCUUCAGAACCAGUCACUUCAGGGUCUGGCAAGCGCCGGUUGCCGCCCACCAAUCAGACUGCGCCGUCCCCAGCAACCAAUCAGUGCUGCAGUUGGGAGGAGCUUCUUUCUUAGCCAAUCACACAACUCAAGGAGAACUUCCGGCGCCGCCGUCUCCACCAAUCAUGGCCUUGGGAGGCGGCGGGCCUGGACCCCCUCCCCCAACCCCCAACCCCGCUUUGGAUGAGAAUUUUUCUGCUUUUUAAGAGGCCGGUCUGGGUCUGGGAGGGAGCACCUUGAACUGCUCAUUUCCAGCUUAGUCCCGAUGGGUGAGUGAAGCCCGCCAAAGAAAUGUGGUCCCGGCGAGAUACUUUCCAGGGCAUUCUGUGGCUCACCAGCUAGUAGGGGGUUGUAUUCACUCCCUAGUUGGGUUGACCUCCCUAGGGCCUCAUUAGUGUCAGGAACGGGUAGGAAGCUCCACCGGGUCACAUGCAAGGUGCUUCUCUCACGUGUGCCCUCACUCCUGUUCCCCACCACCUUCUCAGCGUCUGUCCUUAGGUCCUGGGUCUCCUCUCCAGCUCACCUGUUGAUUUGGAGACAAAAUGAGACCACCGGGACUCCGCUGCUUGUGCUCUCACACACGCGGCCCAAGUCUUUAGCCCUAAGGCGAGAGCAGCAGGGUUGGACAGUAGGCUGGAAAGGAGUGCCCUGUGCAUGUAUCUUUUUCUUUCAUUGUCACCCCAAAGAGGAGCAGGCAGCCUCUUGCUUGGGUGUUGGAUUUGCUUUGGAUUCAUACUUUAGUUACCCUCCAGCUGCCAGGGAUGGCUAUCCAACCAAGAUCGCUUGACAGUUGUUUGCAGGCCUUGCAGAUGGCUCGGAGCUUUGCUGGGGAGGAGCAGAUUGGUAUCUGCCAUGCAUGGCUCCUCCUGUCCGCCCCUUUACCAUGCUUACUCGCCUGUUCUAACCUACUUUCCAGCUCCUAAAGGGCUGGUGAGUCAAGAAUCGGGUUACAACUGGAAGCUAUUUGCAUGACUUGACCCAGGUCAAAGUUGAGGUUCAUUUGGGAGAAAGGGCUUCAGUGAAUGCCUCAGGCCCCAGAAAACACUUCCCUUCAGUGUCCACAUAAUAAUUUCCCAUUCUUAAUGAGUUGACAUUAACAAGCAGCUUCCUGGUUGGGGGACAGUCACACGUAAGGAGUGUGUUAAAGUUUGGUAUGAGGCAAAUACCCCUAAAAACUAAUAUAUGAAGAACUUUGCUUGAAUUUGUUCCUUCCAAGUUUCAAAAGCAGGGGUAGAGAAAAAGGGAGUAUACCGAGAAGGGCUGUAGCGGAACCUCUCAGGGCUCUAAUCAUCGUGCAGUCACUGUACCAGUGGCCGUUCUUGCCUGUCUCCGCUCUCCCAAGAAGCUGCUGUGAUGAGAAGUGGGAAAGUACUGCGAUUACGACAAACAGUAUUGAGAAGAAGAAUUUAUUUUUCCUCCUUUUGUUUUGCUUAAACCAUGAGUCACCAUUCUAGAAAAGGUAGGUCCCAGCACCCACAUCCUUUUUCUUCUACAGUUAUUUAAACAUUCAAUUUUUCCCUCUGUUUCUUUUCCUGAAUUAAAAAGAACGAAGUCCA
Rattus norvegicus (Norway rat) is the source of this 4197-nucleotide messenger RNA. It is a transcript of the gene St3gal2, whose product is annotated as ST3 beta-galactoside alpha-2,3-sialyltransferase 2. Gene Ontology annotation, biological process: glycoprotein biosynthetic process; ganglioside biosynthetic process. Gene Ontology annotation, molecular function: sialyltransferase activity; beta-galactoside (CMP) alpha-2,3-sialyltransferase activity; beta-D-galactosyl-(1->3)-N-acetyl-beta-D-galactosaminide alpha-2,3- sialyltransferase activity. Gene Ontology annotation, cellular component: Golgi cisterna membrane; extracellular region. The record is from RefSeq and is a predicted model, not a curated record. NCBI's taxonomy places the organism in Eukaryota, Metazoa, Chordata, Mammalia, Rodentia, Muridae.